Molecule: messenger RNA, 2344 nt
Organism: Odocoileus virginianus texanus
Lineage: Eukaryota; Metazoa; Chordata; Mammalia; Artiodactyla; Cervidae
Source: RefSeq, a predicted model, not a curated record
UAACAAUAACAGCUGCUAUUUAUUAAGCGCUUACUCUAUCCCGGGUGCUGUGAGUUACGACUGUUGCAUGCAUAUCUCCUUUAACACCUCCCUAUAAGACACAGCUAACGCCCCAUUUGACAGAUAACGAACUUGAAUCAUAGAGACCUAAAGCUGCUGGCCAAGGUUACUUUCCAGCUCCAGCCGGUCCUACUCAAAGCCUGUGCUUUAAUCACAAGCCCCCCUUUCCGGGUUUCUCUUUUCUCUGUGCCAAACGUGAAGUGUCCAUCCGGUUUGGACGGUUGAGCUGAUUUGGGACUCAGAGUGGGUCCAUAGGGAUGGGAGCCACGGUGACAGCGAGCUGUGCGGCCCUAGGGCAGGCGCCUCUUUGGGCAGAGAGAUGUCAUUUUCUCCUGAGAUUCUCCAGGGACCCAGCUGCCUCCUGACUCAGUGGUGUGGGGGAUCCUGCUUCUCCUUGGGGAAAGUCGGGGGCCCGAUUACUGCUUGGUGCCUAAGAGCUGGAGGACCACCCAGCUCAGGGGCCGCCCUUUCCACUUUAACAAGGCGGAUGACAGCCUGGACUGAGAGCAAAGGCUAGUGGGGAAGAGGCUGUGCCCCAAGGCCUCAGGAAGUUUUCCUUGAUCCCUUGGGUGUCUGACCAUUUGGGGGAGGGUCAGCAGCUGGAGUGGGAGGUGGGAUAGGGAGAGUCAGUGUCAGAGGCAGCCCUUGAUUUCCACCCAGGAUGAAUCCGACCUUAGCUUAACCCCAUGAGACAGCAGACAUUGGCUGAAGAAUUAAGAGGGCAAGGAGGAAGCAGCAGAUGUAGGCAGAGGGAAGCUGGGACUGCGGAAGGGAAGAGAAGGCCUUUGGCUGUCCCUGCAUCCAAAAGGAUGCCUUGAGGGAGCAGCAAGAAGAGAAGACUUAGGGUCCAAGGGAUGGGGGAUAAUGCAGAACCUCCCCCUUCCUCCACUCUUUUCCCCUCCCCCAGUCAGUGGGAGGCCGGCAGCCCAGGCACUGAACUCUACUUGCUUUAAUUACAGCCUCUAGCAAAAGGAAACCUCAAUUAGAGGAAAAGAUCUGUAGGAGGAGAGGGGAGUUGGGUCUGACUGGAGUGGCUGCUGUCCUCCUGGCCUUUUGCAAGUGGGAAAGAGGCUUUCACUUCCCCGUCUCCUAUCUUACUCCUCUAUUUUUUCCUCUAGCACCCACUGUCUGCCUCCUCCUACUCCUCCCAGACUUGAUCUGGGAUGUGCUGUGUGACCCUGGACAGGUGGAUGAUGCCAUGCUGAUGUUUGACAAAACCACCAACCGGCACAGAGGGUUCGGCUUUGUCACGUUUGAGAGUGAGGACAUCGUGGAGAAAGUGUGUGAAAUCCACUUCCAUGAAAUCAACAACAAAAUGGUGGAAUGUAAGAAAGCUCAGCCAAAAGAGGUGAUGUCACCAACGGGCUCGGCCCGGGGGAGGUCUCGAGUCAUGCCCUACGGGAUGGACGCCUUCAUGCUGGGCAUCGGCAUGCUGGGUUACCCUGGUUUCCAAGCCACGACCUAUGCCAGCCGGAGUUAUACAGGCCUUGCCCCUGGCUACACCUACCAGUUCCCCGAAUUCCGUGUAGAGCGGACCCCUCUCCCGAGCGCCCCAGUCCUCCCCGAGCUUACAGCCAUUCCCCUCACUGCUUACGGACCCAUGGCGGCGGCGGCAGCAGCAGCGGCUGUGGUUCGAGGGACAGGCUCUCACCCCUGGACGAUGGCUCCCCCUCCAGGUUCGACUCCCAGCCGCACAGGGGGCUUCCUGGGGACCACCAGCCCUGGCCCCAUGGCCGAGCUCUACGGGGCAGCCAAUCAGGACUCAGGGGUCAGCAGUUACAUCAGCGCUGCCAGCCCCGCCCCCAGCACUGGCUUCGGCCACAGUCUUGGGGUGAGUGGCUCCCAGAUCUGGAGGCCCCAGAAGUUGAAGGCGGGAGAGGCCUUGUCUGUCUGUUGGGGGAGGUGGAGAAGAGAGGCAAGAGAUAAUGGAUGGGAGACCCAGGAUCAGUGAGAGUUGUCAUUCACUCAUUCAGUGGGCAUUUAAUGAUUGCCCUCUGUAUGCCAGCCAUUGGGUGGGCUCUGGGAAUACUGUGCAAAUGAGGCUCAGCAUCUCUGCCUGCAUGGAGGCUAGAUUCUAGCUCAGGGGUGCCCUGCUUUUUACCAGGGUGCUGGUUAUCUGCAGAUUCUCAGGCCCUACCCUGGAGAAUCUACCCUAGUAGAUAGUAGGGGCGAUACAGGCAGGGCUAGAGAAGGUCUAUGCCUUACCUGAGGCUCCUGUGGAAGAGAGGAGGAGCCCCUGGGCUUUCUCAGCCACCCCCAGGAAUCUAGGAGUCAAAUGCUUUUC